Molecule: messenger RNA, 2622 nt
Organism: Arvicola amphibius (Eurasian water vole)
Lineage: Eukaryota; Metazoa; Chordata; Mammalia; Rodentia; Cricetidae
Gene: Ndst3
Product: N-deacetylase and N-sulfotransferase 3
Exons: 13
Coding region: 1-2622 (873 amino acids)
Cellular component (GO): Golgi apparatus
Molecular function (GO): heparan sulfate N-sulfotransferase activity; deacetylase activity
Source: RefSeq, a predicted model, not a curated record
AUGAGUUUUAUCAUGAAACUUCACAGACACUUUCAAAGAACACUGAUUCUGCUUGCCACUUUUUGUAUGGUCAGCAUUAUCGUUUCUGCUUACUACCUGUACAGCGGCUACAAACAGGAAAGCGAACUCUCUGGGAGGGCUUCAGAAGUGGACUGCGGUGACCUCCAGCACAUACCGUCCAGGCUGAUGGAAGAGAAGAGGACAUUGCUUUCUGAUGCUUCAAGGACCGACCCCACAGUCCUGGUGUUUGUGGAGAGUCAGUACUCAUCCCUUGGCCAAGACAUCAUUAUGAUGCUAGAAUCCAUCCGAUUCCAGUAUCAUACUGAAAUCGCUCCUGGAAAAGGGGACCUCCCUGCCCUUACAGACAAUGUGAAAGGCAAAUAUGUUCUCAUUAUAUACGAGAACAUUUUAAAAUAUAUAAACAUGGACUCUUGGAAUAGAAGCCUCUUAGAUAAAUACUGUGUCGAGUAUGGUGUGGGUAUCAUUGGAUUCCACAAAACCAGUGAAAAAAACCUACAGAGCUUUCAGUUCAGAGGCUUCCCCUUUUCUAUAAGUGGAAACCUGGCAGUAAAAGAUUGCUGCAUUAAUCCUCACUCCCCAUUGCUUCGUGUGACCAAAUCAUCUAAGCUUGACAAGGGUUCUUUACCUGGAACUGACUGGACAGUUUUUCAGAUCAACCACUCCACUUACCAGCCAGUAAUAUUUGCCAAAGUUAAGACUCCAGAAAACCUUUCUCAUCCCAUCUCUAAAGGUGCUUUUUAUGCCACGAUCAUACAUGACCUGGGGCUCCAUGAUGGGAUCCAGCGUGUUCUUUUUGGCAACAACUUGAACUUUUGGCUGCAUAAGCUCAUCUUCAUAGAUGCCAUCUCCUUCUUGUCAGGGAAGAGGUUGACUGUGUCCUUGGACAGGUACAUCCUUGUGGACAUUGAUGACAUAUUUGUGGGGAAGGAGGGAACGAGGAUGAACACCAAUGAUGUAAAGGCCCUGCUUGACACUCAGAAUCUCUUGCGUGCUCAAAUCACAAACUUUACAUUCAACCUUGGAUUUUCAGGGAAAUUCUAUCACACAGGGACCGAAGAGGAAGACGAAGGGGAUGACCUUCUGCUGGGGUCUGUGGAUGAGUUCUGGUGGUUUCCUCACAUGUGGAGUCACAUGCAGCCCCACCUCUUCCACAACGAGUCCUCGUUAGUGGAGCAGAUGAUUCUCAACAAAAAAUUUGCCUUAGAGCACGGCAUUCCCACCGACAUGGGCUACGCAGUAUCCCCCCAUCACUCCGGAGUCUACCCUGUCCACGUUCAGCUUUAUGAGGCCUGGAAGAAGGUUUGGAAUAUUAAAAUCACCAGCACUGAAGAAUAUCCUCAUCUCAAACCAGCUAGGUAUCGGAGGGGCUUCAUCCACAAAAACAUCAUGGUUCUUCCAAGGCAAACCUGUGGGCUCUUCACACAUACAAUUUUCUACAAGGAAUAUCCAGGAGGCCCCCAGGAACUGGACAAGAGUAUUCAUGGAGGGGAGCUCUUUUUCACUGUGGUUCUCAAUCCAAUCAGUAUUUUCAUGACCCAUUUGUCUAACUAUGGAAAUGACCGACUGGGAUUAUAUACAUUUGUGAAUCUAGCCAACUUUGUGCAGACCUGGACCAACCUGCGUCUUCACACCCUGCCUCCAGCUCAGCUGGCUCACAAGUAUUUUGAGCUCUUUCCUGAUCAGAAAGACCCUCUCUGGCAGAACCCCUGUGAUGACAAACGCCACAGAGACAUUUGGUCUAAAGAAAAAACCUGCGAUCGUUUACCAAAAUUCUUGGUAAUCGGACCCCAGAAAACUGGUACCACUGCCUUGUGUCUGUUCCUGAUUAUGCAUCCUUCCAUCCUUAGUAACUCCCCCAGCCCAAAAUCCUUUGAGGAGGUACAGUUCUUUAAUAGAAAUAACUACCACAGGGGGAUUGAUUGGUACAUGGAUUUCUUCCCAGUCCCAUCGAACGUCACCAGUGACUUUCUGUUUGAGAAGAGUGCCAAUUACUUCCAUUCAGAGGAAGCUCCGAAAAGGGCCGCUUCUCUAGUCCCCAAAGCCAAGAUCAUCACUAUACUCAUUGACCCUUCGGACCGAGCUUACUCCUGGUACCAGCAUCAGCGGUCCCAUGAAGACCCCACAGCUCUGAAGUUUAGCUUCUAUGAAGUGAUCUCUGCUGGCCCCCAUGCACCCUGGGAACUUCGAACUCUGCAGAAGAGAUGCUUGGUCCCUGGGUGGUAUGCCAGCCACAUUGAGAGAUGGCUUGUGUAUUUCCCUCCCUUUCAGUUGCUAAUUAUCGACGGGCAGCAGCUAAGAAGUGACCCUGCGGCCGUGAUGGAUGAAGUACAGAAGUUUCUAGGAGUCUCGCCUCAUUAUAACUACUCGGAAGCUUUAACGUUCGAUUCUCACAAAGGCUUCUGGUGUCAGCUCUUGGAAGAAGGAAAAACAAAGUGCCUUGGAAAGAGUAAAGGAAGAAAAUACCCACCGAUGGAUUCUGAUAGCAGAGCGUUUCUGUCCAGUUACUACCGGGACCACAACGUGGAGCUCUCCAAGCUGCUGCACCGGCUGGGGCAGCCUCUGCCCUCAUGGCUUAGACAGGAGCUGCAGAAGGUGAGGUAG